AUGAAUUUCCUGUACCGAACUUCGCAGCCUGCGGCACCUGAGUUGCCAAGAAUUUCAGAGCAAGAUGAUCAUGGUGAUUCCUUACAAAAGCCAACUAUGACACUGGGGGGUCUCAUCGCAGAUGAUCCACACCAGCCCUCCUACGCCUGCAGUGAAGAUGGAGAUGCUAAUAAUGGUUCCGGGAAUAUCAGCAGAGAUCCUUCAUCUCUAGAUUCAAAAAGUCCGGUCCCGCCGUGGACACAUACUGAUGUCGCGGAGGAUGAAGGGUGGAUCACAAUUCCAUACAAGGCACUUCCUGGAAGUUGGAAUGAUAUUUCAGAAAUGGUACAGUUGCAGGCUCUGGACCGUUCCUUCCUUGUUCCUGGCGAGCAGGUUCAUAUACUAGCGUGCCUGUCAGCUUCUAAGCAAGAUACGCAGGUUAUAUCCCCCUUUAGAAUUGCUGAAGUGAUGUCUAAGAAUGGAAAUUCUUUGCAAAACUCUACAAGUAAAUCUAGCCCUGUCAGUGCAAAUGGUCAUGAUAAUGGAGAAGCUGGAGAAAGUGGCUAUCAGGAUGUUGAACUCAAUGGUGAAGGCUGUCCUUCAGAACAUGAUAUUUUGGAGACUCAAUCUCUCCUUCAGAUGGAAGGUCAUAAGCAGCAAAUAGAACAUAUGUUGCAAAGAUUCAGAGAAUCCAAUAUUUUUGUCCGAAUUGCAGAGUCAGACGAACCUCUCUGGUCGAAGAAAAGAGUAACUGCAACUACGACGGCAGAGGACUGGUCAGAUAGCCAGGGAAAUAGUAAGACCUCAAGGAGUAAUGUUUACAAUACCAUUUCUGAUAAAGGGAUUUUUGAUGGUAUCACAUCUGGGGGAGUCGCUCGAGAUACUGUGAAGUGUUAUUCUCUGCAGAAUGGAGACAUAGUGAUUGUUUUGCAAGUGAAUGUUGGGGUUAAAAAACUGGAAGAUCCUGUGCUUGAAGUUCUUCAGUUUGAGAAAAGUACACCAAUUAAUUAUAUGCUUGAUAAUCUUGUGGAUGGACUUUCUGACAGUAAUGAUGAUCCAUGUCGGGAGCUGCUGAGUUGGGUGCUCCCUUUAGAUCGUACAUUACCGCCUCGUUCUUUAGCACCCCCUACUCUCAAUACAAGUGUAUCACACAACUCUUAUUCUGCUCCUGGGUCUCAAAUAUUUAACUUUAGAAGCUACUCCAUGCCUUCACCCUCUUCUGUUCAGACACCGAAUAAUGUAAAACCACCAUCAAUAUCUGAAAGUCAAGAAUUUAUGCAUGAAAAACCUGCAAAAACCCCUGCUAUUAUUAAUGAUGGGCAGCUUUCAUUUAGAGGAGUUCCUUUGGAACCUGAACGGUAUUCUGUACGUUGUGGUCUAGAAGGUGUGUAUCUACUGGGAAAAAGAUGGCGGAGAAAAGUUGAAAUCAUUCAACCGAUCGAGGUUAAUUCUUUUGCUGCAAAAUGUACUUUGGAAAAUCUUCUCUGUGUCUCAGUAAAGAACAUUUCUCCUAUUCAUGCAAAAGAUAUAGUUGUGUUCAUUGAUGCAAUUACUAUCGUAUUUGAGGAGGCAUCCAAAGGAGGUGCCCCUUUGUCAUUACCAAUUGCUAGUAUUGAGGUUGGGCAUGAUCACAACUUACCAAAUCUAGCACUCAGGAGGGGAGAGGAGCACUCUUUUAUUCUCAAGCCAGCAAUCAUGUCCUCAAGGGAACGGAAGACCAACAGUCAUGCACCUCUGGCUUUGUCACUCCCAACAAUGACUGAAUCUACUUUAAAUAAUCAUAUACCAAGGGUAUUAACACUCGAAGCUACUAAUAUGACAUCAGAAAACCUUACGUUAACUGUCAUUACUCCUGAAGCAUCUGGUUCUUCUUCAGUUGUAUCCUUAAACUCAGAUCCAGCCACCCCAAAUGGUUCUUUUGAUGGUGUUAAUCAGUCAGCAAAAAGAUCUGGAUUGGGAAAACAUGGAAUCGGCUUUCAAGGAUUGAAUUCUGUCCUAGCUCGAUCUCCAAAAGAAGGUGACAAUGGAGGAAACAGAAUGAGUAAUGCUUCAGGCUGUACUCAUCUGUGGUUGCAGAGUGCAGUGCCCCUAGGGUGUGUUCCUGCACGUUCAAGCACCACUGCCAAACUUGAGCUGCUUCCAUUAACAGAUGGAAUCAUUACAGUUGAUACACUUCAAAUAACUGCAAGUGAGAAAGGAGAUGAAGUACACGAGGAGGUGAACCCCCUAAUAACAACGUUGAGCCUUAACCCGAAGUCGCAACACCACCCGCUGAGUAUCGCGGCAGGCUCCUAA
Messenger RNA from Miscanthus lutarioriparius, 2274 nucleotides. The record is from the annotation of a GenBank genome assembly. Lineage: Eukaryota; Viridiplantae; Streptophyta; Magnoliopsida; Poales; Poaceae.